This is a messenger RNA of Hibiscus syriacus, 2079 nucleotides long. Its product is annotated as sulfate transporter 2.1-like. NCBI's taxonomy places the organism in Eukaryota, Viridiplantae, Streptophyta, Magnoliopsida, Malvales, Malvaceae. Gene Ontology annotation, biological process: transmembrane transport. Gene Ontology annotation, cellular component: membrane. Gene Ontology annotation, molecular function: secondary active sulfate transmembrane transporter activity. The record is from RefSeq and is a predicted model, not a curated record. The transcript has 12 exons. Bases 55 to 2004 code for a protein of 649 amino acids.
CCUGAAAAUACAGAGGCUUUUUUGGGUUACCCCAAACACUUCAAACAAAAACCAAUGGCUUCCCCACUGAAUGAAACAACACCAACAACAGUUGAUGAAGAAAUGACAGACCUUGCGAGACAUGACUGUGUCGAAAGGGUCCAGUGGGUGCUCAACACCCCAAAGCCGCCGGGGAUUAGUCAAGAGCUCAUCGGCACCGCCGUUUCCUGGAGGAACAAAGUCCCAUUUCUCAACAUGCAGUCCGGGUUCAAAGAUGGACUCUUUUCCAUGUUGAAAGCAACUUUCCCCAUCCUUUCUUGGUGUCAAAACUACAAAGCAAAUCAAUUCAAGCACGAUUUAUUUGCUGGUCUAACUCUUGCAAGCCUCUGCAUUCCUCAGAGUAUUGGAUAUGCAACAUUGGCGAAACUUGAUCCUCAAUAUGGCCUUUACACGAGUGUCGUCCCGCCUCUCAUUUAUGCUGUGAUGGGAACUUCGAGAGAGAUUGCGAUCGGACCGGUGGCCGUGGUUUCGUUGCUUCUAUCAUCAAUGGUUCAGAAACUUCAGGAUCCUAUGGCUAAUCCCAUUGCUUACCAGAAACUUGUGCUCACAGUAACUUUCUUUGCGGGUGCUUUUCAAGCUGCCUUUGGACUCUUCAGGUCAGGUUUCCUUGUCGAUUUCCUUUCACAUGCUGCUAUUGUCGGAUUCAUGGCAGGCGCCGCCAUUGUAAUUGGCCUCCAACAACUUAAAGGUUUACUUGGAAUCGCCCACUUCACGAACAAGACCGAUGUUAUCUCUGUCGUGAAAGCCCUUUGGAGUUCCUUCCAUCACCCUUGGAAUCCCCAUAACUUCAUACUCGGAUGUUCUUUCCUCAUUUUCAUCUUAAUCACAAGGUUUUUGGGUAAAAGGAACAGAAAACUCUUCUGGUUACCAGCCAUUGCUCCUUUGGCAUCUGUCGUUCUAGCAACUCUCAUAGUUUUCCUUACAAAAGCCGAUGAACACGGAGUUAAGAUCCUCAAACACAUCAAAGGGGGCUUAAAUCCAAGUUCAGUUCAUCAGUUGCAGUUCAACGGACCACAUGUUGGGGAAGUGGCUAAGAUUGGUCUGAUUGUAGCCAUAAUUGCACUCACGGAAGCAAUCGCAGUUGGUCGAUCUUUCGCAGCCAUAAAAGGCUACCACCUUGAUGGCAACAAAGAAAUGGUCGCCAUGGGGUUCAUGAACAUCAUCGGUUCUUUCACUUCUUGCUAUGUCGCAACCGGUUCGUUCUCGCGGACGGCAGUGAAUUUCAGUGCUGGUUGUGAAACCGCAGUGUCAAAUGUUGUGAUGGUGAUCACAGUGUUUAUAUCAUUGGAAUUGUUUACGAAGCUGUUGUACUACACUCCGGUGGCGAUCCUAGCUUCGAUCAUCCUUUCGGCACUGCCGGGUCUUAUCGACGUCAACGAAGCUUAUAAUAUUUGGAAGGUCGAUAAGCUAGAUUUCCUAGCUUGCAUUGGAGCCUUCCUGGGAGUGCUGUUCGCAACUGUGGAGAUUGGCCUUCUUGUUGCGGUAACAAUUUCAUUUGCAAAGAUAAUUCUGGUAUCGAUUCGACCAGGCACGGAAACACUUGGAAGGCUUCCUGGAAGUGAUAUGUUUGGUGAUGUGAAUCAAUAUCCAAUGGCUGUCAAGACUCCGGGUGUCUUAGUCAUGCGUCUCAAAUCUGCUCUACUUUGUUUUGCAAACGCCAAUUUUGUCAGGGAAAGGAUUAUGAAAUGGGUUAUUGAGGAGGAAAAAGACUGCAAGCUGGGAAAUGCAGAAAAGACUAUCCAAAUAGUAAUUCUUGACAUUUCCAAUUUAAUGGACAUUGAUACAUCGGGAAUCGCUUCGCUGGAGGAACUGCAUAACAAUCUCGAUUCAAACGGCAUCAAGCUGGCUAUUGCAAACCCUAGGUGGCAAGUAAUUCACAAGUUGAAGUUGGCCAACUUUGUGCCCAAAAUUGGAGGAAUGGUCUUCCUAAGCAUUGGCGAAGCAAUGACCUAUUUCUCCAUCUAAAUAAAGCAUAUAUUAAACAAAAUCUAAUAGUAUAUUACUUAUAAGUUUGGAAAAUGCAACUUGUGUUUUCUUUUA